CACACGAGCUGAGCGAAAGAAAAGAGGCGCGUGAGACGCGAUGGACUCGAUGGACUCACUGUCAGCUGCAGAUCCGGCAGCGGAGGUUGCUCGACUGAAGAGUGAGGUGCAUGCCAAGGACGAGGCACUGAAUGCGCUCAAGGCCAAGACCAAGGCGUUCGUGGACAACAUGCGCAGCCAGUUGGCCUACGAGACGCAGAAGGUCACGGCGCUCGAGGCGAAGCUGAAGGAGGCCACCGUCACUGCUGCAGCUUCACCGGCACCUGUAGACAGCGCGGAGAAGCAGCGUCUGACGGAGGAGAUUGAGAAGCUCAAGAAGGAGACGACCGCGCGCGAGAACGAUCUCAAGACACGCGCCAAGUCCUUCGCGGACGCGAUAAGCUCGCAACUGGAAGCAGAAAGGGAGAAAUGCCGCGACCUCGAGGCGCAGCUGCAGCUAAGGACUGAAGCUCUUGCAGCCGCGGAAGCUGCGAAGGCUGCGGCUGACCAAGCUAAAGAGAUGGAUUUCCUCUCUCAACCAGUGAUGGCUACUGGCUCACACACGGAUGACGAGUUUAACGCCGUGCAGUCUCAAUUAAACUCUGCAAACUUCGAUAUGGCUGACCUGCGUGAACGUCUACGCAGCGUGGAAACUGAAGCCUCGCAGUCAGUUCAGCAAGCUUUAAGUCUCCGUCAGGAACUGGAGACGUUGCGUACCUCCUCGGAGCAGCAGCGCGGUCAGCUACAAGCAGAAGUUGAGGCGCUAAAGGCUCGUGAAAGCUCUCUUCAGACAGAACUCGAUUCGCAACAGACUCAAGUGAAAGACAGCAGUCUGCUAGAAGCUGACACGACAAAGACCAGAGAACUGGAGUUCCAGUUGGAGCAACACAAGAUUGAGAACCAGCAUCUCCAGAAACAGCUAUCAGACAAGGAUUUCCAGCUAGAGCAGCUGGACAGCUACCGUCGGCGAGCGGAUGACAGUGAAGCCAAGACCCUGCAGCAUCAAGCCGAGAUCUCUGCGCUUCAGAACCAACUACAGACCAAGAGCAACGAGUUGGCGUCGUAUUCGUGCAGCAAAUGCACCGAGCUGGGGGAGAAGCUUGCCGAGAUCACGCAACUCUAUGAGAAGGUGAAUCUUGGCAGGUCUCGCAGCGACAGCUUGAUCGCCGAGACACAAUCUCAGCUCGGAGAGAUGCAGACCAUCAAGCAGCAGUACGUGGCAUCCCAGGAACGUCUCGAUGAUAUGAUGAAGCAGAACCUCAAGCUCAACGAGAAGAUCUCUGAAAAGGAGGUCGAAGUGACUACACUGAAGGCUGAGAUGAAGAAGUGGAGCAUGGAAAUGGCCGAGCUCCAGGCGCAGCACAGUUCUCUCAAGUCUGACACCUCGGAACACCGUCAACGCUCCGAGUCGGUCCAUGCAGAGUUCCAGAAGGCGGAGACGACGCUCAAGGACCUGCAGACCAAAUGUGCGCAGCUUGAGAAGAAGAAUCAAGAACUAACGACAUCGAUUGAGACUAGCAACAAGGAGAACACGGAUAAGCGUCAGAAGGCGAAGGCUCUUGUACAGUCACUAGUCAGUGAGAAAACAGGCUUGCUCGAGUCUAGAAGCGCACUCCAGAAGGAAGUGGAUCGACUGAGGAUGGAGGUUAACCAGCGCAACGUCGACAACGACCAGCAAGUCAAGCAACUUCGAGAGGAGACGAACGACAAGGCUGCACAGAGCACAGCGACUAUCCAAAGUCUCACGGACGAAGUGGCGCAAUUGAAGCACGCUCUCACUACGGUGCAAGAGUCGGAGAAGGUUCAGCAACGAGCCAAGGAACUCGCAGCAGCGAAGCGCGAGAUUGAGGACUCGAACAAGAAGCGACUGGCAGCGAAAGCCGAGACGCAGAAGCUGGCGGUGGAGCUCGAGAAUGUUCACAAGUGUCUUGACCACAUUACGACGCACGUCAACGCCAACUGCACCGAGAACGUCCAGCAGAUUGCUCUGGUCCAAGGUCAUGUCAAGGAAGCGCUCGAGGUUUUGGAGAAACGAGCUGGCGUAGGGGCUCAAAACAAGCAGAAAACACCGGAAGACGACACGGCGGAGAUCGUCCGUAAGGCAGAGGCGCUUUCCGGUGUACGAAGCGGAAAUGCACAGCAGAAUCCGGGGGCGAAGCGACUGGAAGAGAACGUGUCGCGUGUCAGCGAGCAGAUACGACAGCUAGUGGACAUCACCGAGCGCUUGUGCGACAUCGCAGUGGAGCAGAACGACGCGAACCUGAAGGAUAUUAUCUUCACCAAGCUCACGCAGACCUUCACCCAGUGCUUCGCCGAGAAACUCCAGACAGUCUACAACAAGGCCGACGAGGCGGUGAGUCUGCUGGAUGCUCACGGACCAACGUCGGAGAGCGGACACGCAGCUGUUAGGCCCGUCAGCUAA
Phytophthora infestans T30-4 is the source of this 2401-nucleotide messenger RNA. RefSeq lists its product as hypothetical. Bases 41 to 2401 code for a protein of 786 amino acids. NCBI's taxonomy places the organism in Eukaryota, Oomycota, Peronosporomycetes, Peronosporales, Peronosporaceae. The transcript is spliced from 2 exons. The record is from RefSeq and is a predicted model, not a curated record.